AUGGGCUUCGAAAAAUUCGAUCGAUAGUGACAAUAGCAGAAAAUAGUGGCGGUGAAAAUUGCUGAAAUUCCUUUCUUUUAUGCGUCUUAUGAGAAUAAAACGGAGGAGCUCGUAGCAUAAGGUGGCUGUAUUCGGUCAACAAGAUACCAGAUCGUGUGAUCGUGUAAUAAUUUUUAUGUGACACGUUAUUCUCGCCAAUUUCAUCAAUCAACGUUACUUUUGCACACAUAUGUGUUCCGCUUAACCAUUAAACGAAUUUUACUCCUUUCACAUUAUUUUCUCACAUCGUAUUGCUGCUAAACUAAAUGCGAUCGACACAUGCGGCUGCUGCAAAUUCUAUGAAGAGCUGUUGAGCGGAAUCUCGUUGUUGGUUACAACACGCAGUCACAGGCGAGUAGCAAAGUCGCUGAUGUUGUGACAAUUGUAACCUGUUUUGACGGCAGCCUGGGAAGUUUGGCACGAGUGUAUCAAGCGUGUUCAACGAAAAUGAGUUCAAAUCAUCAUCUGAAUUCAUCGUCCGGCGAGAUAAAUCACAUUCAUUUUGUCUCUGAGGAUAUCGAGGCUUUGUACCUGUCUGAGGAAUAUGCAGACGUAACUCUAGUAGUGGCAGGUCAAAAAUUUCGUUGCCACAAGCUUAUUCUUGCCGCACGUAGCGAAUACUUUCGUGCUUUGUUGUUCGGAGGCAUGAAGGAGUCGACCCAGAGUGAAAUAGAAUUAACUGUAUCUUCAUUGCACGCUUUCAAAGGCUUGCUCAAGUACAUUUAUACCGGCCGGAUGUCUCUCACUAACGAGCGGGAUGAGGUCAUUCUUGAUAUCCUAGCUUUAGCGCAUUUAUAUGGAUUUAUGGAUUUAGAAUCAGCUAUAUCUGAUUACCUUAAAGAGAUAUUAAGCAUAAAGAAUAUAUGUUCAAUUCUCGAUACUGCAUUUUUAUAUCAUAUGGAAUUUCUAACUAAUGUUUGUUUCGAAUACAUGGAUGUGCAUGCAUCCGAAGUUGUACAACAUGAGAGUUUUCUACAUUUGAGUUCAGCUGCUCUAACUGAAUUGAUUUCCAGAGAUUCCUUCUGUGCGCCAGAAAUAGAAAUUUUUUCAGCUAUACGAUCAUGGGUUAAUAACAACCCUGAUGUUGAUUCAACCGAAGUACUAGCUCAACUCAGAUUGAGUCUGAUUCCAUUGUCGGAUCUUUUAAGUGUAGUAAGACCGUCUCAAUUAAUAUCGCCAGACGCACUGUUAGAUGCAAUCGCUGUACAGACGCAAACACCUGAUUCGGAACUUCCGUAUCGUGGCCAUUUGCUCAUCGACGAAAAUGUUGCUGACUCGUCUCUUGAUGCUCAAGUAUUACAAGGAGAAAUGCGUAGUUACUUACUUAAUGGUGAUGUUCACAAUUAUGAUAUGGAACGUGGUUACACAAGGCAUACCAUAUCUAACACAGAAGAGUAUGGAAUUCUUAUUAAAUUAGGAUCACAGUAUAUUAUAAAUCAUAUAAAAAUGUUACUAUGGGAUUUAGAUUUGCGAUCUUAUUCUUAUUAUAUAGAGGUAUGAAUAUUUUGCAACAAUAAUGUAAUAAAUAUUAUGUAUAUUGUACAAAUAUAUAGAUCUUUUUUAUCUUACUAUUAUUUAAUAUGGUAUUUUAUUAAAGGGAUCUAUGAAUCAAUUUAAAAGGUUUUUCAUCUUGUUGACUUUGAAGCAUAUUAUACAAAUCAUACAGAGAAAAUUUCACAAGGCUUCAUUGUACCCAUCAAAAACAUUGCUACUACCAUGCGAAGUGCGUGUGUCAUUGAAGGUGUGAGUAGGUCACGUAAUAAUUUAUUAAAUGGAGACACAUCUAAUUACGAUUGGGAUAGUGGUUAUACGUGCCAUCAACUUGGUUCGGGAUCUAUUCUAGUACAAUUAGGCCAGCCAUAUAUGAUAGGAUCAAUGCGAUUACUACUUUGGGAUUGUGAUGAUCGUUCUUACUCAUAUUACAUAGAAGUAUCAGGCAAUUCCUGGAAUUGGGUAUCAGUCGCUGAUAAAAGCGAGGAAACCUGUAAAUCUUGGCAGACGAUACGUUUUCCACCCCGUCCAGUAGUUUUUAUAAAAAUAGUGGGUGUUCACAAUACUGCAAAUGAGGUGUUUCAUUGCGUUCACUUGGAAUGUCCAGCGCAAGUAGAUGAUAAGAAUUCAAAAUCGCCAAUGGACAAGGAAGCACAAACAUCAACAUCAUCGGACGGUAAUAAUUCCAUACUUCCUCUUCCUCCUCCGCCUCUUCCUGAGGUAGCCACAGAAGCGGUUCACAUUGAUAGUGAUGAAUCGUAAUUAAA
Messenger RNA from Atta colombica, 2297 nucleotides. RefSeq names its product BTB/POZ domain-containing protein 9-like (gene BTBD9). NCBI's taxonomy places the organism in Eukaryota, Metazoa, Arthropoda, Insecta, Hymenoptera, Formicidae. Gene Ontology annotation, biological process: modulation of chemical synaptic transmission; circadian behavior; adult locomotory behavior. The record is from RefSeq and is a predicted model, not a curated record. Gene Ontology annotation, molecular function: protein binding. The transcript is spliced from 8 exons.